Seminavis robusta is the source of this 1023-nucleotide messenger RNA. Lineage: Eukaryota; Bacillariophyta; Bacillariophyceae; Naviculales; Naviculaceae. The record is from the annotation of a GenBank genome assembly.
AUGGAUCCCUACGGCGACUACAGCGAUUUGCCCCAGUUCCAUCCUGGAAUGGAGUACCGGGGCCCACCACCUCCCGUUUACUACGUGUACGAUCAUCGUGCAGCAAUGCCAAUGCGAGCCUAUGAGCCAAUCAUCCCUCAUGAGAACGAUAUUCUCAUGGGGCGUGGGGGCAAGAACAACCAGCAUGUUGGAAACGAAAAGUUGCGCAAACUCGCCCGCAAAGAUGCUAAGGAAUACUGCACUUCCAGCAAAAAGGGGAAAUCAAACAUUGCAAGGGGCCUUGUCAUGAAAGUUCGACAGAUGCAACCCUCUGGCCGCUUUCUGAAGCGAAAUCCAAUUACAUCCGAGUGGGAAGAUGUGGGAAACGAGUAUGCUCGUGAGAAAGCCUCUCAAGUCCUUCGUGACGCCGUGGCUCUGCUUCCCGAGUCAGACACUGCUGCCGAUACCGCCACCGUUGCCACUGAAGAUGAUAGGAGUGACAAUGGCACCGCUGCCGAUCCCGACGAUGCCCCCGAUCUUUCGCCAGAGGCAUCACCCAAAUACGACAAGAAACCAGCAGCAAGGCGUCAAAAGCGAAAAGCCGAGUCACCACUAGAAUACGAACGACCAACAAUCUUCCAUCACCCUCCAGCUCCACGGUCCUGGCAUUUCCAGUCCACAGCCGCAACCUUGAGCCCUCCAACUCCUGUGAGACCAGUUCUAACUCCACCUCCUAUGAAGCGUAUGUUCUCUGGCAGCAUCUUUGAACGUUCCGCAUUCUUCACCAGUGGACCAAACAGGGACGAACCCAACCCCGCCGUCAGCAACAACAGCAGCUCCAACAAUAGCAUUGUCCCGCCUCCUCUCAGCCCAUUCCUGAACCGACAGGAAUCUCUGUGCUUAUCUUUGGGGGCUGCUUCUUUGCCGGGAGAAGGGUUCUUGCUUCGGGACAGUGACCAUGCACGUAUUCCCACAGAAUUCACCACUCGUACUCCACCGUCAGAUAGCAACGCCGACGACGAAUUUGUGUCCGAUUUCUACUGA